AUGGGCGACGAGGCCACCGAGGGGAAGACCGCGGGCCUCCGCCGAGCCGCCGUGGGGGGCACCGCCGCCCGCGCCUUCUGCUGCGGCCUCCUCGGCCUCCUCCUCCUUGCCGGAAUCACCGCCCUCGUCCUCUACCUCGUCUACCGCCCCGCAAAACCCCGCCUCACCGUCGUCGGCGCCGCCGUGUAUGAGCUCAACGCUACCGCCCCCGCCGGCGCCGCCGCCGUCGUCUCCACUCGGAUGCAGUUCACAGUGGCGAUCCGCAACCCCAACCAGCGGUCCUCCGUCCUCUACGACCGCCUGGCCGCCUACGUGGCGUUCCGGGAGCAGCCGAUAACGCCGGCGGCACCGCUGCCGCCUAUGUACCAGGAGGAGGACAGCACGGUGGCCGUCUCUCCCCUGCUCGGCGGCGCCCUCGUGGCCGUCGCUCCGGAGGUGGCCGGCGGGUUGCAGACGGAGCAGGCCUACGGGGCCUUGGGCCUGCGGCUGGUUUUAAUGGGCCGGAUCAAGUACAAGGUCGGGCCAUUAUACAGUGUCUGGGCCAGUAUGUUCGCCCGGUGUGACAUCCUGGUGAGCCUCAGAAGCGGCGCGUACGGUCAGGUGCCCCUCCUCGGCGUCGCCGACUGCUCCGUAAGCUCGUGA
This is a messenger RNA of Spirodela intermedia, 642 nucleotides long. Lineage: Eukaryota; Viridiplantae; Streptophyta; Magnoliopsida; Alismatales; Araceae. The record is from the annotation of a GenBank genome assembly.